Molecule: messenger RNA, 1667 nt
Organism: Linum trigynum
Lineage: Eukaryota; Viridiplantae; Streptophyta; Magnoliopsida; Malpighiales; Linaceae
Source: the annotation of a GenBank genome assembly
UAAGUCAAGAGCCCUAAUAACGUGUUUAGUAAGGAGUUUGCCUAUGGCAAAGACCUUAGGAAGUAACGACGAGACUGACCCCUUCUCACUCAGCAGGUCGAGAAAGGGUUAGUAGAGGCGGACUUCGAGAAGAGGCAAGGUGAGGCGAGUAGCUGCACCAGCAUUGAUGAAAAGUCAAGGAACUCGUGAAGAGUCAGAGCUAUAAUAGUUUAAUUUCUUUGUUACAUGGUUAGGACUGUAAACUAGAGAUUCUGAGUUCAUACAUUUUAAGUAUUGGGAUUGUCAUUUGCCCAAGUGUUUAGGCUUUUUGUUUGAAAUUCUUACACAUUUAUUUAUUCUAAAAUGUUGGUUGGGUUGCUCCGGAGUAACUAGUUUUUGGUUUGAGUUAUGGUUUGGUUUUUCUAAAAAGAGCGGUUUGUUACAUGCCCUCACUCCCCAGCAGAAUGGGGUAGCUGAGAGGAAGAACAUAUCAAUAAUGAACAUGGUAAGAUGUUCGUUGAAGGACACCAAGGUGCCUGUUUCUUUCUGGCCUGAGGUAGUGGCUUGGGCUGCUCAUGUUCUCAAUAGAAGUCCAACCACAGCCAAUGAUGGAAAAACACCACAUGAGAUCUGGACAAGUUCACCUUCAUCAGUAGGUCACUUUAAAGUGUUUGGUUUCACAGGGUAUGUUCAUGAUCAUCUGAGAAAGAAGCUUGAUGCAAAAAGCAUCAAAUGCCAUUUUCUGGGAAUUUCCACAGAGUCGAAGGCAUACAAAUUCUAUAACCCUAUUACAAAAAAAGGUAGUGGUUAGUAGAGAUGUUAUCUUUGAUGAAACUAAAGGCUGUCAAUGGGAAUCAAGUGCUUCACCUGAGCUGACCAAACUCACAUGGGAAGGAGUGAAGAUCCAUGGGAUGAUUCAGAUACUGAGGAGGAACCAGAAGUUGCAGCAAAUAAUCAGAAUGAAGGGGAUGCUCCUCCAGGUCCUACUACUCCUGUAAAUACUGCUUCCCCUCAAGGUACAGGAAGUCAACAUCAUCAAGAUGAGGAUUCUACAACUGGUCCAGAUGGUUUAAGUCUUCCCAGUAGAGAUUUGGGUCCUAGAGUUAGGCAUCCACCUUCUAAUCUGUCAAUAUAUGACUGUAGCUUUAGUGAUAUUGACUGGUGGGCAAUGGUAGCCAAGAAAGAGGAUCCUCAAACGUAUGAGGAAGCUGCUACAGAUGAAAAAUGGAGAGAGGCCAUGAAGCAAGAGAUAGCAGCAAUCAUAAAAAACAACACUUGGAUACUGACUAGUCUGCCUGCUGGUGUUAUUCCAAUUGGAGUAAAAUGGGUCUUCAGAACCAAAUUGAAAGAAGAGGGCUCAGUGGAUAAAUUCAAGGCAAGAUUAGUUGCCAAGGGGUAUUCUCAGCAGCAUGGGAUUGAUUAUACUGAAGUAUUUGCACCUGUGGCAAGGUGGGACACCAUAAGAACAUUUCUGGCUCUUGCUGCACACCAUGGCUUGACUGUGUUUCAACUCGAUGUUAAAAGUGCUUUUUCUAUAUGAAGAGCUUUCUGAAGAUGUGUAUAUUGAGCAACCACUGGAUUUGUGGUUGCUGAGGAGGAAGGGAAGGUAUACAAACUUCAGAAAGCAUUGUAUGUCCUUAAGCAGGCUCCUAGAGCCUGGUACAGCAAGAUAAAAAACUAUUUUCUAC